AUGAAUCUGAAAAGAGAAGAUAAAAUCAAAGCAAAUAAAGCAAAAGCAAGUUUUAUUUUCGAUUGUUUGAAUAGGGAUUCCAAUGGAUUUGAAUUACAAAAAUUAUUAAUUCAAUGGGGCUUACCAGAAAAUGAAGUUGAUGAAUAUCUUGUUACGGAUGAUGAUGAUGAUGAAAAAUAUUCUUUUGAUGAGUUCUGUCAAAAUAUGAAGUCAAUAUGGGAUUUUGCAUCUGAAAACAUGAUUGUAAGCAAUGAUGAUCAAGUAGUACAACCGUCGCAUCCACAUUCAAAUUAA
This is a messenger RNA of Adineta steineri, 294 nucleotides long. NCBI's taxonomy places the organism in Eukaryota, Metazoa, Rotifera, Eurotatoria, Adinetida, Adinetidae. The record is from the annotation of a GenBank genome assembly.